AUGGAGAAAGAACGGAUUGAGCGCCUCUUCAAAAGGUUAGACAUUGAUCAAGAUGGAAGGAUUGGUCUGAAUGACUUCACGAAGGCAUUGAGUCAGCUGGAUAUUCCGACCACCAAAGAACAGAGAGAGAAUUUUUUUAGCAAGUAUGACGAGAACAAAGAUGGAGUUAUUAAUCUUGAAGAAUUCAUUUCAUACAUCAAAGAGCAUGAAAAAGGAUUGAAGUUAUCAUUUGACUCCUUGGACCACAACAAAGAUGGUUACAUAGAUGCCGACGAAGUGAUCAACACAUUGAAGAAGAUAGGUGUUCAGAUCAGCAGAGCAGAAGCCAUUAAAAUGAUUAAAAGGAUGGAUAAGAAUAACAGUUUGACAAUAAACUGGGAUGAGUGGAGAGAUUAUUUGUUCAUGUCACCUUCAAUUGAUGUCACAGAAAUAUGCAAAAGUUGGAGGCACUCUUUGUCAAUGGACACAGGCGAGCCAGCGGCAGUACCUGAUGACUACACAGAGGCAGAACUUCAAAGUGGUGCCUGGUGGCGACACCUGGUGGCUGGUGGCAUCGCCGGGGCCGUCUCCAGGACCUGCACUGCCCCUUUUGACCGACUCAAACUUACCCUCAUGGUGUACGCCUCACAGAAGAACCCAAUCCAGAUAAUAGGAGGCUUCAGGUACAUGAUCAAGGAGGGGGGCAUAACAUCCCUGUGGAGAGGAAAUGGCAUCAACGUCGUCAAGAUUGUCCCCGAGACUGCCGUCAAGUUCAUGGCCUACGAGCAGGUGAAGAAGUUGAUGGUGCUGAACAACAAUGGCCUCGAGCUUGGAAUCGUUGAGAGGUUUCUGGCAGGUUCAGCUGCUGGAGCCAUCUCGCAAACUGUCAUCUACCCCAUGGAGGUCCUCAAGACACGCCUUUCUCUCAGAAAAACAGGUCAGUUUGAUGGGGUGCUGGACUGUGCCCGAAAGAUAUACGCGAGAGAUGGAUACCACUGUUUCUUCAAAGGCUACCUGACCAACCUUCUCGGGAUCAUUCCAUACGCUGGCAUUGAUCUUGCCAUAUAUGAGCAACUGAAGCACUGGUACAUAGAGAAGUACCCUGACAAGAGGGAGCCUGGCUCUCUGGUGCUACUUGCUUGUGGUACGAUCAGCAGCUCUUGCGGUGCCGUCGCCAGCUACCCAUUGGCGCUUAUCAGGGCCAAACAACAAAUGAAUGUAAGCGUGCAUCAAGUAGAACUGUCACUGGCGGGGCACUUGCGAUACAUCCUCGCAAACGAGGGUCCCCGAGGGCUCUACAGAGGGCUGGCUCCGAACUUUCUCAAAGUGGCCCCAGCUGUCAGCAUCAGUUACGUCGUAUACGAACACGCUAGAAAGUUACUAGGCAUUGAAAUGUCCUGA
Molecule: messenger RNA, 1380 nt
Organism: Helobdella robusta
Lineage: Eukaryota; Metazoa; Annelida; Clitellata; Rhynchobdellida; Glossiphoniidae
Exons: 10
Coding region: 1-1380 (459 amino acids)
Biological process (GO): transmembrane transport
Molecular function (GO): calcium ion binding; ATP transmembrane transporter activity
Source: RefSeq, a predicted model, not a curated record